AUGAGUGCGUUUUCCUGCAACUUUGAAGUUCUUGACUCGGAACAGAUUUGUCACGCCAUUCCCUCCAUUCCUAAAGGUCUAUGGGUAUCUGAACUUCGCGAGAAGAAAAUCGAGUUGACUGACGACAGAGAGGGCCCAAUUGGCAUUCUUGUUGGAGCGGACGUCGCGGGAAAGCUACUCACCGGGAGGCGCGAGGUAUUAAGCUGUGGUUUGGUUGCUAUCGAAACUAGCCUAGGUUGGACCAUAAUGGGCCGCGUUAAGGACGCUGAAACAAGUUGUAUGGUUAACAUCAGUUUGCACUGCGCCCAGGAGUUCGACCCUUCUGAUAUGUGGAGGUUGGAUGUGUUGGGCAUCGAGGACCCCGCUUUGGUUAGUACCAAAGAAGAGGCAAAAACGGUUGUGCGUCGGCACUUCUUGGAAACAGUUAAGAUUUUACCUGAUGGACGAUAUGAGGUAUGUCUUCCAUGGCUGAAGGAACAUCCCCCGCUGCCUCGAAAUUUCGAUCUGGCCCGUGGUAGACUUGAAUCGACCCUAGCCAAGUUACGUAACGGUCAUUUGGUGAAAGAAUAUGAAGCGGUGUUUCAAGAAUGGCUGAAAGAUGAAAUUAUUGAAGAGGUACAGCUUGAUAAGUGGGAUUUCGGACAUUAUUUGCCUCACCGAGCCGUGGUUAAGGAAGCCAGUACCACCCGAAUUCGUCCUGUUUUCGACGCCUCGUCCAAAGAGAAAGGCAAACCUAGCCUGAAUAUGUGUCUAGAAAAAGGGGAGAGUUAUGUAGAGUUAAUCCCAUCGAUACUUCUACGAUUCAGACUGAACGCAAUAGGCGUUAUUUCUGACAUAAGAAAAGCCUUCUUACAGAUUUCUGUUUCGGAAAAGGAUCGGGAUAGCUUGAGGUUCCUAUGGAAGGACGAGGUCGGAGAGAUGAAAAUCUACCGUCACAGGAGGGUGGUGUUUGGGGUGACCAGUAGCCCUUAUUUGCUAGGGGCCGUUAUUGACCAUCAUCUCUCAAAGUGUGAGGAAAAAGUGGCUUCAAAAGAGGUUCCUUAUGAAAGAUCUGUCAUCUCACAGUUGCGCAAAUGCUUGUACGUUGAUAACUGUGUGACUUCGGUUGAUGAUGAGAAGGAACUUUUGAGCUUCAUGUCGCAAGCCAGGGAAAUUUUUAUGAAAGCCUGCUUUGAUCUUCGUGGCUGGGAAUGGAGCGACCCCGAUUGUGCUGCUCACACCAGUUUCCCCGUUCUUGGACUUCUGUGGGAUAAAAAGGAGGAUAUUCUCAGGUUAAACCCUCCCAAGCCUUUGGAAAGUGAUGCCAUCACGCGACAAACAGUGAUGUCAGCAGCACACCGUAUUUUCGACCCGCUCGGUGUAUGUGCACCCGCCAUUUUGAUACCGAGAUUGUUAGUUCAAGAAAGUUGGGGUGAGGCUGGGAACUGGGAUACCCCUUUUAAUGAGCAAAGCCAGGCAACGUUCCGUAAGUGGAUGAGUCAAGCUGAUGUCUUGAAUCAAAUCGAAGUCCCACGAUGGUUGAAAUUGACCGUUGGUAAUGUGUCUCUACACACAUUUUGUGACACAAGUCAGGUCGCUUAUGCCACCGUCUCAUUUUUGCGAGUUGAAACAGAUAACACGGUAUCUGUGAUAAUGAUGGGAGCGAAAGUUCGUGUUGCCCCUGUUAAGAGACCUACAAUUCCUCGCCUAGAGCUUCUGGCUGCAACAAUUGGGGCGCGAAUGGCUUCUAGUAUUGUAAAAGAGAUUGGCGAUGUAGAGUGCCAUUUUUGGUCAGAUUCUUCCACGGCUCUGUGUUGGAUCAAGAAAGAGGAACCGUGGGGAGUAUUUGUGUUCAACAGGGUUAAGGAAAUUCGUUCUCUGACUGAUCCUGAUACGUGGAAACAUGUGCCAGGGGUGAUGAACCCAGCAGAUCUUCCUAGCAGGGGUUGUUUUCCUGAAGAACUUCUUGACUCCAAAUGGUGGGAGGGGCCGAGAUGGUUGUACGGGCCGCGUUCUGAAUGGCCUAACUGCGAUGUCCCUCCUGAUGAAAAUGAAGUUCAAAUGGAAAGGAGAAAAACGCCUUUGAUUUCAGCUUUAUCCCAAGAACCAGGUGUGUUUUGCUGCGAAAGAUUAGCCCGGUACUUUUCUUCUUAUCACCGGAUCGUUCGAAUGGUUGCAUGGAUGAUAAGGUUUCUGAGGAACAAAUAUUCAAAGAAGGAAAAGCGCUCUGGAGAGCUGUCUUUGUCGGAAAUCGCAAGAGCUGAAAAGGUGGUUCUGAAAUCGAUACAGGAUGAAGCUUUUGAAGGGCUAGGUGAUAAACAGCUCAAAAAUUUGAAGCCACACAAAGAUAAAGUCGGACUGAUGCGUUUGAGAACCCGUAUUUGGGCGAGAAAAGACCCUGAAGACUUCCGUGCACCUUAUAUUCUUCCUUUCCAGCAUGUCAUUGUUGAAAGAUUGAUCCACGACUUGCACACGCAGAAUGGACACAUUGGAGGGCAAGGUCUUCUGAACCUUCUAAGAGAAAGAUUCUGGAUCGUUAGAGGGAGGCAAGCUGUGAGAAGAAUUGUGUCUGCGUGUGUGAUAUGCAGGCGUUAUAGGGCCAAGGCAUUGGAAGUCGAGUCUCCACCGCUCCCGGAGAAUCGGGUAAGGGACGCUCGUGUGUUCGAAAUCAGUGGCACGGAUUUUGCUGGUCCACUCUACCUUAAAAAUGGAGACAAAGUUUGGGUGUGCAUAUUCACCUGUGCUGUUUAUCGUGUCACACAUUUGGAAUUGGUUACUGCCAUGUCAACGGAAGCCUUCAUCAUGGCGUUUCGACGUUUCAAUGCGCGUUGGGGCAGACCUUCCUUCAUGUACAGUGACAAUGGUACAAACUAUAAGGGGUUCAAAAAUGCUCUCGAUGGAAUUGAUUGGCAGAGAGUAGCGUCCCGCGGUUUGGUGAACCAAAUUGAAUGGCGCUUCAACCCACCCACAGCAACAUGGUGGGGCGGGUUCUGGGAACGCUUAAUAGGGAUUUUGAAAGUUCAUCUUCGCAAAAUUCUGGGACGGGCUUCACUCACUUUUGAAGAGUUGAACACCGUGAUCAGUGAGUGUACUGCUUAUAUCAAUUCUCUAUCAAAAAUAUCAACAAUAUGA
Molecule: messenger RNA, 3111 nt
Organism: Diorhabda carinulata
Lineage: Eukaryota; Metazoa; Arthropoda; Insecta; Coleoptera; Chrysomelidae
Exons: 1
Coding region: 1-3111 (1036 amino acids)
Biological process (GO): DNA integration
Molecular function (GO): nucleic acid binding
Source: RefSeq, a predicted model, not a curated record